Penicilliopsis zonata CBS 506.65 is the source of this 1861-nucleotide messenger RNA. RefSeq lists its product as hypothetical. Gene Ontology annotation, biological process: ceramide biosynthetic process. The record is from RefSeq and is a predicted model, not a curated record. The transcript has 5 exons. Gene Ontology annotation, cellular component: membrane. NCBI's taxonomy places the organism in Eukaryota, Fungi, Ascomycota, Eurotiomycetes, Eurotiales, Aspergillaceae. The coding region runs from base 264 to 1565 and encodes 433 amino acids. Gene Ontology annotation, molecular function: sphingosine N-acyltransferase activity.
UGAGUAUCCAUUCUCUGGUUUAAGAGCUCUGCUUGUUCCGCGGGCCGCGUUUCGUGGCAGCAGUACUCAUCUUUGCCUAGCCCCCUGUUACGCAAGCCGGAGACGAAAAAAAUCGGGUCCAGGAACCUGUCUGGAACAGGGGGCCCUUCUCCAUACAGAGCCCUGGGCCUCUGGCACGGGUUAGUCAAUACCCGUACUAACAAAAAAUCGCCGAGGUUGAACGGAGUAUAUAAGCCAUCGUUGUAGGCAACACGUAUUCGACCAUGGCAAGAGACAUGGCGGCGUCUCAACCGCAAUCCGUCACAGAGCUCAAUGCCUGUGUUUCAUCGUCAAAUGGCCGCCUACCGCACAAAGUGACCACGUUUCGAGAAUGGCUGCUUGCCAACCAGAUCGGGAUUUCGGUGACGAUUUUCGCAAUGCUUCUGGCCGUCCAGAACCUCUACCCUUCCCUCCAACCAUACACCACGCCGUUUUUCCAGCUCUCAUAUUACAACCCUUCAAAAGGGUCCUAUGUCCAAGGCCGGGAUGAUAUCUCGUUCGUUAUCAGCUCCGCCAUUGCCUUCACCGGAAUCCGCGCCGCUGCUAUUGAAUGGAUAUUCGAGCCAUUGGCUCGGCAAGCAGGGCUGAAGCAUAAAGCUGCUCUUCGGGUGGCAGAACAGGGCUGGCUAUGGGUCUACUAUGCUUUCUUCUGGACGUAUGGGAUGUAUCUCUGGAUUCAUUCUUCCUACUGGAAGAGUUACUCUGCUAUCUGGGCUGAGUGGCCGGUACGGGAUGUCUCCGGGUCGAUGAAGUGGUACCUGCUGGUGCAGCUAUCUUUCUGGAUCCAACAGAUGCUUAUCAUCCAUAUUGAGAAGCGGAGAAAGGACCAUUACCAAAUGCUGGUCCAUCACAUCAUUACCAGUACGCUCCUGGGCUCGGCAUACAUCUACGGCUUUUAUAAUGUCUCAAACGUCGUGCUUUGCCUGAUGGAUAUUGUCGACCUUCUCCUUCCGACUGCCAAGAUCCUCAAGUAUUUGAAAUUCGAGACGAGCUGCAACGUUGCUUUUGGGGUUUUCCUUGUGACAUGGCUGAUUGCUCGGCACAUCUACUACCCUCAACUGUGCUGGUCUAUAUACAAAGACGUCCCAACUCACAUGGCAUACGGCUGUUAUUCUGGCACCACAGCCGAGUUGGUCACCACAGACGGAUAUCCCGACAGGGCUUCCUACCUGCUGUCUCCGUUCAAGGACAUCAAUGGUCCGAUCUGCAUGAAUCGUACCGUCAAGUGGAUCUUCCUGUCCUUCCUUCUCUUCCUCCAGCUUCUCUCCAUUAUUUGGUUCGGCAUGAUUGUCCGCGUUGCUGUGGGCGUCCUGCGUACCGGGAACGCUGAGGACACUCGAAGUGAUGACGAAGAGGAAGAGAUCAAGGCUGCCAAUGGCAACCUUCAGGCCGUGGGCAGGGAUGGAGCGACAAUUGUGACUGGCGGCUCGGCUGUGCACGCUCGGGGUCGCGGGCGAGUCCGGCUAUCGGAGCAGAGUGACCGAAAGGCACUCCUGGGCAGAAUUGGCUGCGACAGGCCGACAUGAAAUAAGUAAAAGUCGGUAAUCAUCAUUAUUUCAAUUUUUUCUCUCCUGAAAUUAUACCAUUGCAUGUCCUUGGGCGCCUUUACAAGCCGAAUUGGCUGCACAAGCUUAAAAAAUUUCCUUCCUUUUCUUUAGAAACAAAUUUCCCUCUUCAGAAACUCAGCAUACCCUCAUUCAAAUCAAUCCUUUUAGCCCCAUGAUAAUAUAGACAAGCAGGCCUUUUUCUCAGAUGGAGGCAAAUGGGGCUUUGGAGAUACUAAAUAUUCGGAUUUAUACUGAAGAUAUUCUCUGCUUAUUCC